Exophiala aquamarina CBS 119918 is the source of this 1227-nucleotide messenger RNA. RefSeq names its product replication factor C subunit 3/5. Gene Ontology annotation, cellular component: Ctf18 RFC-like complex; DNA replication factor C complex; Elg1 RFC-like complex. Gene Ontology annotation, biological process: DNA-templated DNA replication; DNA repair. Gene Ontology annotation, molecular function: DNA clamp loader activity; DNA binding; ATP binding. The transcript has 2 exons. NCBI's taxonomy places the organism in Eukaryota, Fungi, Ascomycota, Eurotiomycetes, Chaetothyriales, Herpotrichiellaceae. The record is from RefSeq and is a predicted model, not a curated record. The coding region runs from base 1 to 1227 and encodes 408 amino acids.
AUGUCGGACUAUGAAGACGAAAUGGAUGUGGACAUUGUCCCGUCCAAAGACAAGGCAAUACACUUCAGCUCAGACAACACCGCAGGAAAGCAGAAGAGGAUAGUCGCAGAUCUUCCGAUCGAAGCGGAAGAUAACCUGCCAUGGGUUGAGAAGUACCGUCCAAAUACACUCGACGAUGUUUCUGGCCACCAAGAUAUUCUCGCGACCAUCAAUCGCUUUGUCGAGCGCAACCGACUUCCACAUCUUCUCCUCUAUGGACCACCAGGUACUGGUAAGACUUCAACAAUCUUGGCUCUUGCCAGGCAGAUUUACGGCCCCAAGAACAUGCGACAGAUGGCUCUUGAAUUGAACGCAUCGGAUGAUCGAGGAAUUGACGUGGUUCGCGAACAAAUCAAGACUUUUGCUUCGACGAAACAAAUCUUCAGUACAUCAACGCAGCAAACAUCCUCAACGGCUAAAUUUGGGAUCGGCGCAUUUAAAUUGAUCAUUCUGGAUGAAGCAGAUGCCAUGACGAGUGCAGCACAAAUGGCACUCCGGCGAAUCAUGGAAAAAUAUACCGCAAAUACUCGAUUCUGUAUCAUUGCCAACUACACACACAAGCUCUCCCCGGCGCUACUGUCCAGAUGUACGAGGUUCCGAUUUUCCCCUCUCAAAGAGGCAGAUAUCCGACGGCUUGUUGACCAUGUCAUUCUACAAGAGCACGUCAAUAUCGUCCCCGAAGCAAUCGACUCACUUGUCAAGUUAUCCAAGGGAGACAUGCGCCGGGCACUCAACGUUCUUCAAGCAUGUCAUGCUGGAUCGAGACCAUUACCUAUGCGAGGACAACCGCCAAUUAAGGAGGCCGACAUCAAAUACGAUCUCAUCACUAAUGACACGAUUUACAAUUGUAUUGCUGCACCCCAUCCAGAGGAUAUUCGAUUGAUCAUGACAACGAUGUUGAGCACACCGGACGUGACCAGUUGCCUCACAACCAUUAACGCUCUAAAGAGCAGUCGUGGCCUGGCUCUGGCAGAUAUUUUGACUGCAUUAGCUGAAGAAUUGCAAACGCUUGAGGCCAGCACGGCGACACGUGUGACGUGGCUGGAAGGACUGGCCGAGAUUGAGUAUAGACUUGCGGGAGGCGGCAGCGAAGGCGUGCAAACUGGAGGAAUGGUAGGGGUGGUGAGAUCUGGGUGUGAGCUUGUAGGGGCAAAAGGAAUAGGGGAAAUGAUGAGUGUUGAUGGUUGA